UUCAGCUGAGCUAUUUCCUCGGCGCUAUAAAUGCAGGAGGGAGCGCACAUCUGCACCCCAGAACGAGGCGUGGUCAGGCAGAGCUAACAGGUGGACGGUCGGCACAGCUGCACACGCACUUCACCCGCAACUUCAGCCGCAACUUCACCCGUAGGGCUCCUGCGCUGUUUUCUCUCCAGUAGAUUAACAAACACAGCGGCAACAAAAUGCCAAAGUGCCCCAAGUGCCAGAAGGAAGUUUACUUCGCGGAGAAGGUGACAUCGCUGGGCAAGGACUGGCACAGGCCCUGUCUGAAGUGUGAGAAGUGCAACAAGACGCUGUCAGCAGGCUCCCAUGCAGAGCAUGAUGGUAAGCCAUACUGUAACAAACCCUGCUACGCAGCAAUGUUUGGGCCUAAAGGGUUUGGACACGGUGGAACCGAGAGCCACACGUACAAAUAGACAGGUUCAGGGUCACACCCCCCCCAAGAAAAAUGUUGCCUGGAAACUAGACUGAAGAAGUCCCAGUGAAAACCAGCAAACAACGUGUGAAACAUUUUGUAUGCCCGUGUUUUUAUUUUAGGUUAUUUGGUCUCUGUUUUCUCAAGGUGAUUGUGCAUUCCCAUGAUAUAGUAAAGAAGUGGUUGUCCUCUUGUCUCCUCCUGUUCUUGACGUGGACUUUCUGAUUAAACACUUUUUAAAAGUUUG
Monopterus albus (swamp eel) is the source of this 686-nucleotide messenger RNA. RefSeq names its product cysteine-rich protein 1 (gene crip1). The record is from RefSeq and is a predicted model, not a curated record. The transcript is spliced from 5 exons. Lineage: Eukaryota; Metazoa; Chordata; Actinopteri; Synbranchiformes; Synbranchidae. The coding region runs from base 207 to 440 and encodes 77 amino acids.